Messenger RNA from Ciona intestinalis (vase tunicate), 1921 nucleotides. The record is from RefSeq and is a predicted model, not a curated record. Lineage: Eukaryota; Metazoa; Chordata; Ascidiacea; Phlebobranchia; Cionidae.
CCAAACUUUGCCAAAUUUGGAUGAAGGCCUAAGGUACAACAAGGCUUACUUUUAAUGCAAAUUUAAGACUGGUUUUCAUAAGCGCUGGUGUAAAACAAUGGCGUUUGCACCACCAGCUAAGACGAAGGUAUCCUCCAAUUUAGCUAAAAGUACAUGGACACCAAUGUCACACCCUCAAGCAAACAAUCAAGUGUUUGAAGAAAGAAGAGAACUUAUUAAGAAAUGGUUUGAAAAAUGGCAAGAAGCUCAGAAGAAAACUGUUGUGGACGAUAUUAUACAUAGACUGUCUACAAAACAUUUGAUGUUGUUAACAGAUUCUUUGAAAAAGAAAUUUCCUCAGGAACAAUUUGACUUUACUCGAAUAUUUCCGCGAGUUCUAACAUUGUAUUUGUUUUCAUUUCUUGACCCCAGAACUUUGUGUCGCUGUGCCCAGGUAUCAUGGUACUGGAAUUACUUGACAGAAUUAGAUUGUUUAUGGCGACCCAAGUGUUUAAGGUUUGGUUGGUAUCCAACCUAUCAAACAACUCCAUUUGAAGAAAAAGUUUGGAAACGUUUUUAUGUCAAAACUGUUCAUGAGCUGCAUUAUGUUAAACCAAAGGAAUCUGUUGUAACGACUACCGUUGAUGAUGAAAAAUUGAAGCAAGCAACAAAUACUUCAUCAGUUGUUAAUUAUUCACCUUCUCGUGCGUCAUCUUCCAUGGGAAGACGAAGAGGACCCUCCGUUCCUUCACAUAAACAACACUUGGUCGCCCCCAAGUGGGAACCUCCACCAUGGAAAGGUUCCGAUCCUCACCCUGUUGAUACAAUGAGAUAUAAUUAUCUGGACAAUUCAAGCAAAAACAAAAAUAAAAAGUCAUCUGGUUCAAUUGACAGUCGACCAACAUCAAGACAAAGCAAACGACCUAAAUCGGCAACAGGAUCAAUACAUCAGAUGUCACCUCUUUCCCCACCAACUUUAAGUCAUUUCUCUCCAAGAUCAAACAAUAAAAUAGAAAAUCUAAAUUCAUCUGAUUUGCGAAACAGUGCAAGUGUUCCAACCACCCCAGUGAAACAUGACACCAGUCUAACACAACCUCUACAAGAUAAACUCGAAUUGUCAAAUGAGUUUGAGCUGUCAUCAACGAAUGAAACAACUCGACCUAUAAACCCAUCUGCUGUUAAAAGUCAAUCAGAUGCUCCAUUUGCUGCUCCAGAUAUAACUCGUCUCUCGUUAGAUGCUGGAGUUCGACCAAAACCAGUGACUCGAAUUAUUCAACAAAAAUCAAAAGAUCAUCUUGAAGUAAAGGAGAAGGAAAAUAAAAGUCCGUCAAGUAAAUCUGUCAUAGUUGCUUCAAGUCCUAAUACUACAAACACAUCAGCAGAAUUGAAAGGAAAAGGUUGGUCAACCCAUGAAGAAGAUGAUGAUUUUUAAAUUUUUACAUGUUUUCUGUGUUUCCUAUUUCAUGAACCAAUUUGUUCACUGAAAAAAUGUCCCACAAUUUUGGGCAAAACUCCUUUUUAUUAAUGUAAAUGACAUAUAUACAUGCGCUUUCAGAAAAAAAAUAUUGAAUAUAUAUAUAUUGUGUACAGUAGUGACCUAAUGUAUCCUGAUUCAUAUGUUAUCUAAAUAGAUUGUAGAUUUAAUCCAAUUAUCAACAAAUUGCACAACAUGUGUUGUAAUAUCUCGCCACUCAAAAACUUUGUUUCAUCAUGCGUCCAAGCGUCCAAUAUCCUGAGUUGGUUAAAGGCACAAAGUUUAAAUAUCUUGCUUCAUUUAUCCAUUCAACCACUUAAUUCAUUUUCAUAUUGCUUUCGGAAACAAUCUCCUACUGGGAAAAACUCCCAACAGCGCUCUUGAUACUGCUGCCAUACAUAUGUCUCUUGUCCUGUAUGCUCAGUUUCAUCUUUGUUGAUCAAAUGCAUGAGAAAGAACCUAAAAAAA